This is a messenger RNA of Cynocephalus volans (Philippine flying lemur), 2640 nucleotides long. RefSeq names its product ATPase secretory pathway Ca2+ transporting 2 (gene ATP2C2). The coding region runs from base 35 to 2416 and encodes 793 amino acids. NCBI's taxonomy places the organism in Eukaryota, Metazoa, Chordata, Mammalia, Dermoptera, Cynocephalidae. Gene Ontology annotation, cellular component: plasma membrane; endoplasmic reticulum; Golgi membrane. Gene Ontology annotation, biological process: calcium ion transmembrane transport; manganese ion transport; intracellular calcium ion homeostasis. The record is from RefSeq and is a predicted model, not a curated record. Gene Ontology annotation, molecular function: ATP binding; P-type calcium transporter activity; ATP hydrolysis activity. The transcript is spliced from 23 exons.
GCCUUGGUGAGCGUCAUCACCAAGGAGUACGAGGAUGCUGUCAGCAUCGCCAUGGCUGUGCUCAUUGUGGUCACCGUCGCCUUCAUCCAGCAUAAGAGAAGGAAAACUCCAGCACCUGCUCGCACGAGAACUGGUACCUGGAGACAUCGUGUCUCUCUCCAUCGGAGACCGGAUCCCUGCGGACAUCCGACUUACGGAGGUCACAGACCUCCUGGUGGAUGAAUCCAGUUUCACCGGAGAAGCCGAGCCGUGCAGUAAGACGGACAGCCCCUUGAGUGGCGGGGGGGACCUCACCACCCUGAGCAAUAUUGUCUUCAUGGGGACCCUGGUGCAGUACGGGAAGGGGCAGGGAGUCGUGAUUGGAACAGGGGAAAGGUCUCAGUUCGGAGAAGUGUUUAAGAUGAUGCAGGCUGAGGAGACGCCUAAAACUCCUCUACAGAAAAGCAUGGACAGUCUGGGGAAGCAGCUGACACUGUUCUCAUUUGGCAUCAUCGGUCUAAUCAUGCUGGUUGGCUGGUUGCAAGGAAAGCAGCUCCUCAGUAUGUUCACGAUUGGGGUCAGCCUGGCUGUGGCAGCCAUUCCAGAGGGUCUGCCCAUCGUUGUCACAGUUACACUGGUCCUGGGAGUGCUGCGGAUGUCCAAGAAGCGGGUCAUUGUGAAGAAGUUACCGAUCGUGGAGACUUUAGGUUGCUGCAAUGUCAUCUGUUCUGAUAAGACAGGGACUCUGACCGCCAACGAAAUGACAGUGACCCAGCUUGUAACGUCUGAUGGGCUCCAUGCCAAGGUCAGUGGAGUUGGGUAUAACGGCAAUGGAACUGUGUGUCUUUUACCAUCAAAGGAAGUAAUUAAGGGAUUUUCCAACGUCUCAGUGGGGAAAUUAGUGGAGGCGGGCUGUGUCGCCAACAACGCGAUCAUCAGAAACAACAGUGUGUCGGGACAGCCCACGGAGGGUGCCUUGAUCGCCCUGGCAAUGAAGAUGGACUUAAGUGAUAUUAAAGAUUCAUACGUGAGGACAAAAGAGAUUCCAUUCAGCUCAGAGCAGAAGUGGAUGGCAGUAAAAUGCAGCCCGAAGAAUGAGGAUCAGGAAGAUGUUUACUUCAUGAAGGGGGCCUUUGAACAGGUGAUUUGUUACUGCACCAUGUACAAUAACGGGGGCAUCGCCCUGCCGCUGACGCCCCAACAGAAGGCCUUCUGGCUGCAGGAGGAGAAGAGGAUGGGGUCUCUUGGUCUGCGGGUGCUGGCCCUGGCUUCUGGGCCUGAGCUGGGGAGGCUGACAUUUCUGGGUCUCGUGGGCAUCAUCGACCCACCGAGGGCUGGCGUGAAGGAAGCGAUACUGGUUCUCUCUGAGUCAGGCGUGUCCGUGAAGAUGAUAACAGGAGAUGCCCUGGAGACGGCCUUGGCGAUAGGCAGAAGCAUCAGCCUGUGCAGCGGGAAACUCAGCGCCAUGUCGGGGGAAGAGGUGGAGUGUGCGGAGCCGGGCCAGCUGGCUGGCCGCGUCGGGCAGGUGUCUGUGUUCUUCAGGACCAGCCCAAAGCACAAGCUCAAAAUCAUAAAGGCUUUACAGGAGUCAGGGGCGAUCGUGGCCAUGACGGGGGAUGGGGUGAACGACGCAGUUGCCCUGAAGUCUGCAGACAUAGGGAUCGCCAUGGGACAGAUGGGGACAGAUGUCAGUAAAGAGGCCGCCAACAUGAUUCUGGUGGAUGAUGACUUCUCGGCCAUCAUGAAUGCAGUGGAAGAAGGCAAGGGGAUUUUUUAUAACAUCAAAAACUUUGUCCGCUUUCAGCUGAGCACGAGCAUCUCGGCCUUGAGCCUCAUCACUCUGUCCACCAUGCUCAACCUGCCCAGCCCCCUCAAUGCCAUGCAGAUCCUGUGGAUCAACAUCAUCAUGGACGGGCCACCGGCACAGAGCUUGGGGGUAGAGCCAGUUGACAAAGACGUCCUCAGGCAGCCACCACGGAGCAUCAAGGACACGAUCCUCAGCAGAACCCUCAUCCUGAAAGUCCUCAUGUCCGCGGCCAUCAUCAUCAGUGGGACCCUGUUCAUCUUCUGGAAGGAGAUGCCUGAAGACAAGGCGAGCAGUCCACGCAGCACCACGAUGACCUUCACGUGCUUUGUACUCUUUGAUCUCUUCAACGCUUUGACCUGCCGCUCUCAGACCAAGUUGAUAUUUGAUAUUGGCUUUCUCAGUAACCGCAUGUUCCUCUAUUCGAUCCUUGGCUCGAUUCUGGGGCAGCUGGCCGUCAUUUACAUCCCGCCCCUGCAGAAGGUCUUCAUGACGGAGAACCUGGGUGCGCUUGAUUUGCUGUUUUUAACUGGAUUGGCCUCAUCAGUGUUCAUUUUGUCAGAGUUCCUCAAACUAUGUGAAAAAUACUGCUCCAGAGCCAAGGAGGUCCAGACGCACCACAAUGAUGAAUAGUGGACCCACCCGUGUCCUUUCCCUAAGACAUCUAUAUUCUUAUGUGACUGUGGCCUUCCCCUUGCUGUGGUGUACACUCUUCAGAGGGAGAUGUUUAGAACACUGUGGCAUGAGGUCACCCACUUGAUGCUUCCUCUCGGGAAGCCUGCAGAAACCUCGCGGCUGCGCUCUGGAGGCCCAGCCCGGGUCCAUUCACCCCUCUCCCCCGCCGGGCUCCGGGACAU